GUGACAUCCUUCACACCCGUCACACUUCCACUUUCAUUAAAAAAUAGUUCGUCGUCCCACCACCGGAAUCACGCCGGAGAAGGCAUCUCCGUCACCAGCAUAAAGUCAACUCCACCUGAAUAAACAAUUCGCAACAAAACACUUAAAAAAUGGCUUCAAUCUCCCUUUCACUUUCACCAAACCCUAACCACCUAUACAACGACACCGUUUUCUCCCCUCAGAGCCACUUUCUCCGUCGUGUCGCCACCGUUUCCACUUUCUCCGGCCGCCAUUUGAAUAAUAAAACUUCGUUAUCAACGUCACCGGAAAAGUAUCGGAGAGAGAAAGUAGCCGCCGUACGGAUGUCGUCGACGGUUUCUGAUUCACACUCGUACGACGUCGUUGUAGUUGGCGCCGGAAUAAUCGGAUUGAGUAUCGCACGGCAGCUUCUCAACGGAUCGGAUUUGUCCGUUGCCGUCGUUGACGCCGCCGUUCCUUGCUCCGGCGCUACCGGUGCAGGACAGGGAUAUAUAUGGAUGGUACAUAAGGUUCCAGGAAGUGAGAAAUGGGAGUUAGCAACGAGAAGCCGUCAACUAUGGGAGAAAUUUGCGGAGGAUGUGAAGCAUCAGGGAAUGGAUCCACAAGAGGUUCUUGGCUGGAAGAAGACAGGAAGCUUGUUGGUUGGUAAAACAUUGCAGGAAAUGGCAGCACUGAAAGAGAAGGUAGAGCAGCUAUCGAAAGCCGGGCUCAAGGCAGAGCUCUUGUCCAGCACCGAACUGCAGGAAGUAGAACCUGCACUUGUGAUUGGUGAGGAAGGCGGGGCUGCAUUUUUACCAGAUGAUUACCAACUGGAUGCUCGGCGUUCUGUUGCGUACAUUGAAAAGGAGAACAGGAAGUAUGCAACUGAAGGAAGAUACAGGGAGUAUUAUAAUCAGCCAUUGACUGGUUUGUUAAGGUCUGAUAGUGGUAAGGUUGAAGCUGUUCAAACGUCGAAAAAUUUAUUGUAUAGCAACAAGGCAAUAGUAAUUGCCACUGGAUGCUGGACAGGCUCUUUAAUGCAAGAGCUGAUUAGGAAUCUCGAUAUUGAAUUUGAUGUCCCUGUAAAGCCCCGAAAGGGUCACCUACUGGUGAUAGAGAAUUUUAAUUCCUUCAAACUGAAUCACGGUUUAAUGGAGGUAGGCUACGUCGGUCAUCAGGAUGCUACUCGACAACCCAGUGCCGAAACCGAAACUUUAUCUGUUUCAAUGACGGCCACCAUGGAUACAUCAGGAAAUCUUGUUCUUGGAAGCAGCCGGCAGUUUGUUGGAUUUAACACAGAGAUAUCCGAGCAUAUAAUCAAUCAGAUAUGGGAACGUGCCGGGGAGUUUUUUCCUUCUUUAAGAAAACUUUUGUUAACAGAUUUGGAGAAGACUAGAGAAGUCAGAGUAGGGCUAAGACCCUUCAUGCCUGGUGGAAAGCCUAUGAUUGGUCUUGUUCCUGGAUUGUCGAAUGUAUUCCUUGCUGCUGGCCAUGAGGGAGAAGGAUUGAGUUUGGCCCUUGGAACUGCUGAAAUGGUUGCUGAUAUGGUUUUGGGCAAUCCAACCAAAGUUGAUAAUGCACCCUAUGCAUUGCAUACUCAUAGUUCUUGAAAACAGUUGUAGUGUUUUUUGCGUAUUACCUAACAGCUGCUCGAGUGCUUUAAAUUAUGCUGACAAUGAGCCUGCCGACUCUGAGAAGCCAUCCGGGUAUUUGAAAAAUACAAUAAGCUUUUGGAGCUUAGAAGCAGAAAUAGAGCAUCCUGUAACAUCAGUUUAACACGCGUCUACGCGUAUGUGUGUGAUUGCUUCAUUGAAUAAAUGCUUGUGCUUUUUCAUCUGUUGUACCUGCCAAAUUGUAUCAAAUUAAAAUAAUGUCUUGUAAAAUAAUCUUGAAAGCUAAUGAAAAACAGCUAGGUCCAAAAUUUCUUCA
Helianthus annuus (common sunflower) is the source of this 1926-nucleotide messenger RNA. Its product is annotated as glycine oxidase. Bases 150 to 1607 code for a protein of 485 amino acids. The record is from RefSeq and is a predicted model, not a curated record. NCBI's taxonomy places the organism in Eukaryota, Viridiplantae, Streptophyta, Magnoliopsida, Asterales, Asteraceae. The transcript has 10 exons. Gene Ontology annotation, molecular function: oxidoreductase activity. Gene Ontology annotation, cellular component: cytoplasm.